Dracunculus medinensis (Guinea worm) is the source of this 699-nucleotide messenger RNA. The record is from the annotation of a GenBank genome assembly. Lineage: Eukaryota; Metazoa; Nematoda; Chromadorea; Rhabditida; Dracunculidae.
AUGACACCUUAUUUUCUAAAAUGGGGUGGGUUUUUUCCACCUUACUUUAAAUAUGGUGUAUUUGUUAUUUGUGGCUUCGAAUUAUGCAUAUCAGCAAUUUCGAUGGCUGUUGGACAGAAAUAUUAUGAAUUAUGCUCAAUACUUUUCCCGAUUUCUAUGAGAAUAUUCGAUGACACUGUACAAAAACGAAUUCCUAAUUUCAAAUGGACGGCUGAAGAACGAAGCCAUGAACAAAAAUUAUUCAUAUUAUGGUGUACAUCGACGAUAAAUGUUAUUGUAUCAAUGCUUUUCAUUAUAUCUUUCUUCUUCAAAUUCAGCAGAACCAAUAGUUCAAAUCAAGGCAGUUUGAAGAUAAAAAUAAUGUAUUUAUCUGCGGCGGUCUUUUUAUUAUGCACAUUGUUCAAUGGUUUUGUGCUAUUUUGGUUGUAUUUUACGGCUUCAGAUGAACAUAAAUUAUUUUAUUCUUUGUUUAAUAACGCUGCAAAAGAAGAAAUAUUUUUAACUGAAAUCGAAAAAGGUUUUGAUUGUAUUUCUGAUGAUGAUAAGGAACUUCCGAGCACUUCAAUGGAAUGUGAUAAUUUGGUGAACCGUUCGGUUAUAAAUGAAAAAUAUUUAUCGAUGCUAUCAAUGAUAUGGAUUGUUGGACAUACGAUUGCAUUAAUCUUAUUUGGUUUCGCUAAUAAAAGUACACUUUUAUAA